AUGACGGGCAUGUCGUUCUUGACCUCCACGGUAAGUCUGGAGCAGAUCCUCAUCGACAGCCUGGCACUUGGCUUCAUCCUGAACAUCGACGAGAUGAUCUACCCCAUAUUCGUUCCUGGCCGGGUGCAGCAGGUACAGAGCAAGUUGACGUCGUUCGAGCUGAAAGAAUACACGAGCAACGAUCUCAAUUCGGUCGUUCUCACACGAGCGCUGGACGUGAUGCAUCGGCUGCCUCUCCGUCUGCUCUGGGUUGCGAUCGCCUUCCUGUGUACAGGGUUGACGAUUGUAAACAUCCUUCACCCCAGAGUUCAAAGAAUGGAGAUCGCGGUGCAAAUUUUGUGCGAAGGUAACACCGAUUUCGUGUACGCUGUUGCCCCCGACACUGGUACCGUGCAUGCCACAAAAACUUACUCCGUUUCCGAGGAUCGGGAAGGGGAGCUUAUCGUUCAGAAUACAAUCUUGCAGUUCACAGGGCUCCACGACGUCUUGCAAGGCAGCGAUGUUGGCAAUGACUUGCUUGCAGAUUUCUGGCCACAGAACACGCCCGCGGGUAUUAUAUACAACAGCGACCGCACCGCCCAGACGAUGGGCGAGGCAGAGAUUUCCUCGACUGGCUUUGAGUUCAUCAAGACAGUGUCAACAUCGAACAUCCAGGAUCUUUCCUUCUUGGGCCGUUGUGAAGAUUUCAGCCCGGAGGAAUCACACCAAGCUCCUUUUGUGAUCCAGGCGUUACUGAGGUAUGCGACGGAUGGAGUUGUGGAUAGCUGCGCUGGAGGAGAAUUCGUAGGCAUUUCGCAAUGGUACAAUAUGAGUCACUACAGGGCACUUUGCCCAGUGACUUCUGGUUGUUCCAAAACGUGGCUAUUCUUCUCUCAUCCACAUUGGGGCUGCCCUGAAGAGUGCAAGUCUGAUAAUAGAGUGGACAGAGCGUUCAGAGACGUUUUGAGUGAUGCUAGUUGCACUGACGAUGGCAAUGAGCCGUGGAGGACUCAAGCGAUGGUGGAGUAUGUCUCUGGUUUGUCAGAUUAUGUGACGCAGCGCACAGGGUUUUAUGAAAGGCUCACGAGUGCAAGCACCAGCAAUAUGAUAUCUGCCGUGAUCUCAGCCUACGAGAACGCAACAGACAGAACAUACCCUCAAACCGUAGCGUACGUGCAACAUAGCGUUUCUUCUGGUCUCACAUUUCAGAGGAUGAGUCGCGGUAUUUACGAGCUUGCCCCAGGAUUGCCCAUGUACACGAGUGACGGCGUUGAGCUGGUCGGUUGCGCUUUAUGGACUGAUGCGGUUUUCCAGGACAUUUUGUCUUUGAACUUGUGCAGCACUCUGUACCACCAGUCCAUUGCUUUCAUGUGUCCUGAGCGAUGCCGAUGUCAAUCGAGUUGGCAGCAGUCGUGUCCAUCGCGGUGUUCCACCAGCACAUUUGGCUAG
This is a messenger RNA of Prorocentrum cordatum, 1428 nucleotides long. NCBI's taxonomy places the organism in Eukaryota, Dinophyceae, Prorocentrales, Prorocentraceae. The record is from the annotation of a GenBank genome assembly.